Molecule: messenger RNA, 2124 nt
Organism: Durusdinium trenchii
Lineage: Eukaryota; Dinophyceae; Suessiales; Symbiodiniaceae
Source: the annotation of a GenBank genome assembly
AUGGCAGCCUGGUACUCCGACUACGCAAAGCAUCGUGGCAUGCUGUAUCUCUACAAACCACCUGGGCAAGAGAUGGACCCGAGCAUGCGGGAUGAGACCAUCAAACUCCCGAUCACAUGCCUGAAGUUCGACAAACCAGACGACGGUCUACCAUGCGUGUCCGACUGGGUUGGGACCUUUGAAUCUAUGUUGCUGGGAGGCAUCGAGUUGGGGCGAGUGUGGCAAUGCCAUGAGCAAUCAGUUGACCAAGUCAAAGGUUGGACAAGGUCGACAGUAGUUGCCACCAUCUUGCUCGCUGCCACCGAGUUGGACUUCAAUGAUGACAGCACGGCAGCAAAGCUACAACCCAUGCACCAUAUCUUGGAUAAGGCCUGGUGCCUUCUGGUUCAUAUGGCCUUCGACCUGGACCCGACGUCCCGCUCCUUCCGCAACUUAACCCUCUCCUACAGAGGGUCUGAGCGCCAAGCACCAAACGUGCUGCAGCUGGGGCUGAGGUUUUCCCGGGUCAUGGAAUUGAGGGACCUGGAGGGGAAGCAUCUUCCUGGCGCUUCGACAGAAGAACGCCUUCGAUCUGUGGUCAAUGACUUCAAUUCCUCUUCAGGCCUGCAAUCAAAGCAUCAAGUUGAUGAAGACCGCUUUCGAUCCAUACUCAACCUCACAGCAGGGACGUGCGCAGCGGCGAGGGCCAUCAUGCGAGCGCAUUGUGAUCACAACAAAUGGGCACAAUGCGCCUUUUCCACAGAACAGCUUCGGUCGCAGCGUUGGAUGCUGGGAAGUUCGCCAAAGGCAAGCGGUUGCCCACCAACUCUCAAGAAAUGCUUGACGGUGACAGAGCAGAGCCAAGAGUUGCAUUUCCGCCUUGUAGUUCACGCCUUCCAUGAGGCUGGACGUAGAUUGCGAGCCUCCUCGAAAGCACGAGUCCGCUUGUCCUCAGCACAGUUCGAUGCUUACUGCGAGUUCAGCUGCAUCUACUCAGCCAUCCUUGAUGAAGCACGCGCUCUAUCAACCUGGGAUCCAGCCAAAGAGGAAGCUAUCAUGAAGGCCUUUAUGCAGAAGAAUUUUGGCGCAAUUAUUCCAAGUUGCUCCAAAUUGUUGGCAGAGACCUUCAUGGAGAAAUGCUGCCGUGUUUCCAUGGUCUCUGACAAGACGCCGCUGGACCCCAAGCUGGAUCAGCUAUUCCGCCACGCUGCAGCGCACCACAAGAUGGUGAUGGACGAUGGUGUGAAUCUUGUGGACUAUGACUAUGAGGUGCCAUCUCGGCCAUGGAAGAAGGCAAAGCCGACACCCCCUCCGGUGCCAUCAAGCUUUUCGGUGAUCCACGAUCCACCCAGGGUGUGGGCUGAGAAGCGUGGGACGAUGGGGCUUGAGGAUCCUCCAAAGAUGGGGUCUGACAAUUCUCUCAAGAUGGCUCGGAAGAUGGGGCCUGAGCUUGAGAAGCCUUUGGAUGAUGCAUAUCCUGAUUUAGAGGAUUCCCAGUUUGACCCACCACUAGAGCCAGCUAGUGGCUCGAAUCCUCUGAGUGAAGCUGAGCUUUCUAAGUCUCCGAUCAGCCUCCGAAAAAGUGCACGAAUUCCGGAGGAGUUCUUUGACUUGGUGCCUCAGGAGGUCUACAGCAUGUCUGAAAGCCAGGCCCAUGAUGUUGCUUUUGGGAAAGAUGGCGACGAAACUGUCGCUCUUGAGGCUCUUGAGGAGCCUGGGCUUUUGGAAGCUGAAGCCAAGAACGAACCAUCCGGCAACGCCGGUGCAUCGAACCAGGUUUGUGAGGCCAAGCACGAAUCUCAGCCUGCAAUGAAGCAGGACCAAACCAAGAAGAAGACUCCUGAGCAGGUCAUUCUUCACCGUGCCAACAGCUUGGCUUGGCACCAGAAGUGGAUUUCCAAGGGCGUUCCCCGAAUCUCGAAUGCUCAGCCAGAGGUUCAGCCAGAAAUUUUGGUGCGUGAAGUUGCUCGCCCUGUGAAUGCCGGAGCCCAUUUGGGUGAAGAGCGGGACAAAUUCAUCAAGCAUUGGAUUGAGAAUUGCGGUCUCCCCAAAUCCAUGGAGAGACGCAACGCUGCUUUGAAAGCGUGGAUGUCAAGUUCAGUCCGCGCAAAUCUGAUUGCGGGCCGUGCUGGUGUUCAAAAGUGA